Molecule: messenger RNA, 1828 nt
Organism: Morus notabilis
Lineage: Eukaryota; Viridiplantae; Streptophyta; Magnoliopsida; Rosales; Moraceae
Product: probable ADP-ribosylation factor GTPase-activating protein AGD11
Exons: 10
Coding region: 294-1457 (387 amino acids)
Molecular function (GO): GTPase activator activity; phospholipid binding
Source: RefSeq, a predicted model, not a curated record
UAAAACUGCAGAAGAGCCAAAUGCAGAAUCUUCUCUUCGUGCCCACCUCAUCUUCACUUUGUUUUCUUCGCAAAAAUCCCACGACAAAUCUCUUAUCUCUUAUCCGUUAAUCUUGUUUUAACAAUCCUUUGCAAUUAUUAUCUCCUAAUUAAGCCAGUAUAUACAUACAUACAUUUUUUGUUUUUUGAUGCAGAGAAGAAUCUGACACAACCCUUUUCAAUACAGAGUAAUUUGUUUUCAAUCCAUAUUUUUCAUCUAUUCUAGAAUUUCAUGGUUUUGUUGUGAAUGAAUGAAUGGAGAGGCUGGAGACAUCAACCCAGCAAGAUAAUUCUGGUCCUAGUGCUAUUUCAGGAUCAGUUCCUUGUCUAUAUGAUCUCUUACGCUCAGAAACAGGAAGAGACCGAAGAGACCAACAGACAGUUUCUGGAACACAAGAACGAUUGGACAGUUUCUUGGAUCAAUCCGGCAAUAGACAAUGUGCAGAUUGUGGAUCUCCAGAUCCAAAAUGGGUAUCUAUAACUUUUGGAGUAGUAAUUUGUAUCAAGUGCUCUGGAGUACAUAGAAGCCUUGGAGUGCAUAUAUCAAAGGUUCUAUCAGUGAAGCUAGAUGAGUGGACGGCCAAAGAAGUCGAUACUUUAGUUACUCUAGGUGGAAACACCGUAGUGAAUGGGAAAUAUGAAUCUUGCAUACCUGUGAAUAUCAAAAAACCAAAACCAGAUUGCUCUGUUGAGGAACGCUCUGAUUUCAUCAGGAGGAAAUAUGAGUUACGACAAUUUUUAGUCUCAGCUGAUCAAAUGUCCUGUCCCUUCAUCCCUACUCAUAAGAGAUCAUCCUCAAACAGUGAUCACGAUAAGAAACAGAACGAAAAACAGGUCACCAAAAAUUGUAUUGGGCAAGCAUUUCGUAACAGCUGGGGAAGAAAAGACACUGAAAAUAACGCCACAAAACAGUAUAACUCAUCGGCAGGUAUGGUUGAAUUUGUUGGAUUGAUAAAGGUGAAUGUCGUAAAAGGCACCAACUUAGCUAUUCGAGAUGUGAUGACAAGUGACCCUUAUGUCAUCCUUGCACUUGGUCACCAAUCAGUGAAGACUCGCGUUAUAAAGAACAACCUUAAUCCAGUGUGGAAUGAAAGCCUCAUGUUGUCUAUUCCUGAACAUAUUCCUCCUCUGAAAGUGCUAGUGUACGACAAGGAUAAAUUCAAAAACGACGAUUUCAUGGGCGAGGCUGAGAUUGACAUUCAACCCCUGGUUGCUGCUGCUAAAGCCUAUGAGAAAUCAGCAAUCAACGAGCCAAUGCAGCUCGGGAAGUGGAUAGCUAACGAAGAUAGUACCCUUGUUAAAGAUGGUGUCAUCUACCUAAUUGAUGGCAAAGUAAGGCAAGAAAUCAGUCUUCGGCUGCAGAAUGUGGAGAGGGGGGUACUAGAGAUUGAGCUUGAAUGUGUUCCUCUUACACAAUAGCUAGCACAAAGCGAGUGUUAAGUACUGUCUCAAAAACCCUUGCAAUCAUGAUUUAAGAUUAGUUGGAGGGAUGCAUAAGCAGUUUGCUUGAUUUUCGGCGUCGCAAACGGGAUUGCUAAUUGCUAAAUAAAAAUCGAAAUUAAUGCAUAAAGCAACGAAAUCGUCAUAGUAUUGUUUAACUGCUCUGGAAGAAGUAUCUAUCCAUGGAUUAUUGUAAAAAGUCCCGAUCCUACACUAUAACAUGGAGAGGUUGAAAUUUGUAAGAGGGAAUUCUACGCUUGCAACAUGUAAAAUUAUAUGUUACUGACUUUCAUGAGGUUCCCAGCCCCGAAUUCAUCUAUAUUAAAGACACUAGUUUUACCUUUUCAAAA